Molecule: messenger RNA, 2069 nt
Organism: Gadus macrocephalus (Pacific cod)
Lineage: Eukaryota; Metazoa; Chordata; Actinopteri; Gadiformes; Gadidae
Product: protein ABHD8-like
Exons: 6
Coding region: 521-2011 (496 amino acids)
Molecular function (GO): catalytic activity
Source: RefSeq, a predicted model, not a curated record
CUAGCAACAACCCGGUCCAUGCCAUGACAACCGCACACGCACGAGCGAGUGAUGAUGACGAGGUGGACUAAUUCAAUUGGGAUGUGAAGUGGGGUUAUUCCUCAUGAAUAACUUUACCUGAGACUAAAACUGAACAUGAGCAUUUGAUUUAAAUACCUCACUAGAUCUUCUGCUGAAGCGCCGCUCUACCUACCAUCACCGCUAGGUGGCGCCAUUACCGCAACAAGAGAGAGGAUUGUCCGACCUCAAAACCAAUAAUUAACAACUAAUACGCAGGCAUGGACUUCAUCCAGCAAAUCGUCCAUGGUUGAGACCAAAAAACAGGAAAACGGAAAAGAAGUGUAUGUGUCUGAUUCUGAACUGAUACAAGAUGUGUAGCGGCGAUACGAAACGGUAUGCAGAAUGGAGAUAAAUUAGAUUAUUGGAUUGGCGGUGACAGAUUAUAGCCCGUCUGUUUCUUCGAUGCUGCAUGCAAAAACUACAAGUUAUCUGCAUGUAGAAAGUUAACCAAGCGGCGACCAUGCUGAGCGGGCUCCUAGACGGGCUCUUGUGCUGCCUCACCGGCCGCUCCGCCAACGUGGUGUGCCCCCUGGAGACCUCGGAGCUGGCCGACGGCUACGAGUUCGUGGAGGUGAAGCCGGGCCGCGUGCUGCGCGUCCGCCACGUGGUCCCGGAGCGCCCCCUGGUGGAGGAGCCGCGGGGGCCCGGGGCCACCGUCAGCUGCAAGCGCCGCAUCACGCUGUACCGCAACGGGCAGAUGCUGAUCGAGAACCUGGGCGAGCGGGCGGGCCGGGCGGAGCUCAGCAACGGGCAGGUGGCGGGAGGCGGAGGGGGAGGAGGAGGAGGGGGGGGUGGGGGGGAGACGGAGCCUAACGCGGGCGUGGCCCUGGAUGUGACGGACCCCGUGCCCGACGGGGCCCCCGGGGUCGCUGGGGGCCAGGCGGAGGAAGGGGACGUAGGAGGAGACGCGGGAGGAGGAGAGCCACACGGCCCCCAGCAACAGCAGGACCAGCAGCAGCAGCAGCAGCAACAACAGGACCCUCGCUUCCGCAAGCGCAAGCCCAAGCGCACGGUGGUGGUGGACUGCGAGCGGAAGAUCACGGCGUGCAAGGGCACGCACGCCGACGUGGCGCUCUUCUUCCUGCACGGCGUGGGGGGGUCGCUGGACAUCUGGGGCAGCCAGCUGGACUUCUUCUCCCAGCUGGGCUACGAGGUCAUCGCCCCCGACCUGGCGGGCCACGGGGCAAGCUCCGCCCCCCAGAUCGCCGCCGCCUACACCUUCUACGCCCUGGCCGAGGACAUGCGCGUGCUGUUCAAGAGAUACGCCCGCAAGAGGAACGUGCUGAUCGGCCACUCGUACGGGGUCUCCUUCUGUACCUUCCUGGCCCACGAGUACCCGGAGCAGGUCCACAAGGUGGUGAUGAUCAACGGGGGGGGGCCCACGGCGCUGGAGCCCAGCCUCUGCUCCAUCUUCAACCUGCCCACCUGCGUGCUCCACUGCCUGUCCCCCAUCCUGGCCUGGAGCUUCCUCAAGGCGGGCUUCGCCCAGCAGGGCUCCAGGGAGCGGCAGCUGCUGAAGGAGAACAACGCCUUCAACGUGUCGUCCUUCGUGCUGCGGGCCACCAUGAGCGGGCAGUACUGGCCCGAGGGCGACGAGGCGUACCACGCAGAGCUGGUCGUGCCCGUGCUGCUGGUGCACGGCAUGUGUGACAAGUUUGUUCCCGUGGAGGAGGACCAGCGCAUGGCCGAGAUCCUCCUGCUGGCCUUCCUCAAGGUGCUGGACAACGGCAGCCACAUGAUCAUGAUGGAGUGCCCCGAGGCGGUCAACACCCUGCUCCACGAGUUCCUCCUCUGGGAGCCCGACUCCUCCAGCCGGCGGGAGCCCAAGGCCCGCCCGGCCACCGCCAAGGCGGCGCCCUGCGGCGGCCGGGGGCCCGAGCCCCCCGAGGUCCGGCCGGGCACCGCCAGGCUGGCCUCCACCAACGGGAACACCACGCGGGACCCCCGAUAGAGCGAGGAACGGCGACGCGCCACGGUCCUCGUCGCGCCGUUAAGACGCGAACCGACGG